Molecule: messenger RNA, 855 nt
Organism: Hibiscus syriacus
Lineage: Eukaryota; Viridiplantae; Streptophyta; Magnoliopsida; Malvales; Malvaceae
Product: BEL1-like homeodomain protein 8
Biological process (GO): regulation of transcription by RNA polymerase II
Molecular function (GO): DNA-binding transcription factor activity, RNA polymerase II-specific; RNA polymerase II cis-regulatory region sequence-specific DNA binding
Source: RefSeq, a predicted model, not a curated record
AUGACCAACUCAAAGCUUGGUAAAGUUCACGAGACAUCCGAUGGGGUCUCCAAUAGCAUCGGUGUUUCAGCCUCGGUUGCUGUUGCCAAUGCAGUUGAUAUGGAAGAUGGAGCUAUUAAGGGAAAUAACUCCGGGGCUUCGGUCUCUGGUCUUUGCAGUUCUAAUGAAAUUAGUACAGUUGAUGUUAGCGUUGGGGGCAGCUCUGAGUACCAACAAAAGAAGGUUUGCAGACGAUACAAGCUAUAUUAUCAGCAGAUGCAAAUGGUGGUUUCGUCUUUCGAAUCUGUAGAUUGUCUAAGUGUUGCAACUCCAUACAUUUCCUUGGCUCUUAAGACAGUAGAAAGGAACUUUCGGUGCCUAAGGAACGCUAUCUCGGACCGUGUCAGGCAUUUAUCUAGAACCCUUAGGGAGGAUUUAUUGUCCCCAACUACCGGUGCUAGCAGUAGCAAAGGUGAUAUAAAUAUAUCUAGGAUGAAAUAUGGGGUUCAGAAAUCUGGUGGGGUUAACACGGGCUUCCUUGAACCUCAACAAGAAGGCUGGAGGCCCCAAAGAGGCCUACCGGAACGUGCAGUGGCAAUUCUUAGAGCUUGGCUUGAGCAUUUUCUUCAUCCGUACCCCACAGACACGGAUAAGCACAUGUUGGCAAAUCGAACCGGUCUUGCUCGAAACCAGGUUUCUAACUGGUUCAUAAACGCUCGAGUUCGAGUUUGGAAACCGAUGGUUGAAGAAAUACACAUGCUUGAGAGCAAAGGCUUGGAAGCAAGCAAUCAGAACUCUAUCAAAACUGAUACAAAAUCUACUACUGCCAUAACCAUUCGGCCCAAUGAAGAACAUCUAUCAACAGCUCAUGUAUAA